AUGGAAGAUACCGUACAAUCAGAAUGCGCUAGCUACGAACAACAUUACUCGGUCCGAUCACAGGAAGGUUUGAUCUGGUCCAUAGAGAGACAGCAUUCAGUCCAGUUACAUGCCUAUCUCCGACAGCCAUUAAGGGACGACCCCUUUUCAGCGUGGUCAACGACGCCAAUUGAUCCUUCCUCGAACCUUACCUUUCGGCACAUGGAAGCACUGUGGAAUCUUCGUGUCACUUCAUGCGUUGCAUAUAUCUGCCACCGAGUCCUCGUUCUCCUAUUCCAGUCACAGGUUGUCAUUGAGCCUGCAGCCCAGACGCAUCAACGUCAGUCACCAGAGGCUCACACCACGGACACUCAGCUUGAUACAUACGGCAUAGGAGCACAGUUCGAGGGGCCCUGA
Messenger RNA from Fusarium fujikuroi IMI 58289, 396 nucleotides. RefSeq lists its product as uncharacterized. The record is from RefSeq and is a predicted model, not a curated record. NCBI's taxonomy places the organism in Eukaryota, Fungi, Ascomycota, Sordariomycetes, Hypocreales, Nectriaceae. The transcript is spliced from 2 exons. Bases 1 to 396 code for a protein of 131 amino acids.